GAGGCCUAACGUGGGGGUCCAACCCAGAGAGUGUGGCUGGAAGCCCAGUGGGUGGAGGCAGUACCUGGAGAAACGCCUAGGACUUGAGGCUGGAUAGGCUUCGGGACAGGAUGUGAAGCCUCCCCAGGAUGCAGGCUCCGGGUGCGGGCGCGGCCUCGGUGGUCUCGCUGGCGCUGCUGUGGCUGCUGGGGCUGCCGUGGACCUGGAGCGCGGCGGCGGCGCUCGGUGUGUACGUGGGCGGCGGCGGCUGGCGCUUCCUGCGAAUAAUCUACAAGACGGCGAGGCGGGAUCUGUUCGGCCUGUCAGUACUGAUCCGCGUACGCCUGGAGCUGCGACGGCACCAGCGCGCUGGCCACACCAUUCCGGGCAUCUUCCAGGCGGUGGCGCAGCGGCAGCCUGAGUGUCUGGCACUGGUGGACGCCGGCAGUGGCGUGUGCUGGACUUUUGCACAGCUGGAUGCCUACUCCAAUGCUGUGGCCAACCUCUUCUGCCAGCUGGGCUUCGCUCCGGGCGACGUGGUGGCCAUCUUCCUGGAGGGCCGGCCCGAGUUUGUGGGGCUGUGGCUGGGCCUGGCCAAGGCGGGCGUGGAGACUGUUCUGCUCAAUGUGAACCUGCGGCGCGAGCCCCUGGCCUUCUGCCUGGGCACCUCGGGUGCCAAGGCCCUGAUCUUUGGAGGAGAAAUGGCGGCAGCGGUAGCCGAGGUGAGCGGGCAGCUGGGGAAGAGUCUGCCCAAGUUCUGCUCUGGAGACUUGGGGCCCGAGGGCAUCUUGCCAGACACGCACCUCCUGGACCCACUGCUGAAGGAGGCGUCCACUGCCCCACUGGCAGAGUCCCCCGGCAAGAGCAUGGACGAUCGGCUCUUUUACAUCUACACGUCGGGGACCACGGGGCUGCCCAAGGCCGCCAUCGUUGUCCACAGCAGGUACUACCGCAUUGCUGCCUUCGGCCACCAUGCCUACCGCAUGCAGGCGGCUGACGUCCUCUACGAUUGCCUGCCACUGUACCACUCGGCAGGGAACAUCAUGGGCGUGGGGCAGUGUCUCCUCUAUGGGCUGACUGUCGUCCUCCGCAAGAAAUUCUCAGCCAGCCGCUUCUGGGACGACUGUGUCAAGUACAACUGCACGGUGGUGCAGUACAUCGGGGAGACCUGCCGCUACCUGCUGAAGCAGCCCGUGCGGGAGGCAGAGCGGCGGCACCGCGUGCGCCUGGCCGUGGGCAACGGGCUGCGGCCGGCCAUCUGGGAGGAGUUCACGCGGCGCUUUGGCGUGCGCCAGAUCGGCGAGUUCUACGGGGCCACUGAGUGCAACUGCAGCAUCGCCAACCUGGACGGCAAGGUCGGCUCCUGUGGCUUCAACAGCCGCAUCCUGCCCCACGUGUACCCCAUCCAGCUGGUGAAGGUCAAUGAGGACACCAUGGAGCUGCUGCGGGACUCCCAGGGCCUCUGUAUCCCAUGCCAAGCCGGAGAGCCUGGCCUCCUUGUGGGUCAGAUCAACCAACAGGACCCGUUGCGCCGCUUUGAUGGCUACAUCAGUGAGAGUGCCACUAGCAAGAAGAUCGCCCACAGUGUCUUCCGCAAGGGUGACAGCGCCUACCUCUCAGGUGAUGUGCUGGUGAUGGACGAACUGGGCUACAUGUACUUCCGGGACCGCAGUGGGGACACCUUCCGCUGGCGAGGGGAGAACGUCUCUACCACCGAGGUGGAGGGCGUGCUGAGCCGCCUGCUGGGCCAAACAGACGUGGCUGUGUACGGGGUAGCCGUGCCAGGGGUAGAGGGCAAAGCAGGUAUGGCAGCCAUCGCAGACCCCCACAGCCAACUGAACCCCAAUGCAAUGUACCAGGAGCUGCAGAAGGCCCUGGCACCCUACGCCCGGCCCAUCUUCCUGCGCCUCCUGCCCCAGGUGGACACCACAGGCACCUUCAAGAUCCAGAAGACAAGGCUGCAGCGUGAGGGGUUUGACCCACGCCAGACCACAGACCAGCUCUUCUUCCUGGACCUGAAGCAGGGCCACUACCUGCCCCUGGAUGAGGGUGUCUACACCCGCAUCUGCUCGGGUGCCUUCGCCCUCUGAGGCUUCUCCCUGCUGGCCAGAGACUCCCGACUGAGGUGGGUUAGAGCCACAGCCCUGCCCUGGGGGCUGCUGCCUCCUGCCUGCCAGCCUACCUGGCUGAGCUGCACCUGGCGGGGCUGGGGCAAGAACUGGAACUUUGGAGGAGCCUGCGUCUCCUUCCUGUCUUCAGGCCCCCCUGUCUGCAUCUUCCUGUCCCCUCUCUGCUUCUUGGCCUCCACGUCGCUUCCAGUCCUUCCACGUCCCUGUUUGGCCUUGUCUCUUUCCUCUCUCUUCUUCAUCUCUCCUCUACUCUCCUGCCAAGAGCAGAGCUGCAUCCUGUGCAGGGCCCCACUGCCCUUGGGAUCUCCGUGGGUCGUCCCUGCUGGGCCCUGGAUCCAGAAUGGGGCCUCCCCACCUCCCUCUUUGCUAUGCCUUAAGGAGCCCCAGUUCAGGCCUCCCUUGGCUGCUUGGCUGCAGACAUGGCAGCCCCGUGGGGACACCAAGCAGGCCCUCUGCCCUCCCUGCUGAAUGGAGGAGCCAGCAUGGGUGUGGGGGGACAUUGGCAAGGGUCCCCCAGGUCAACUGGAAACAUAACCUGGGCUGGGCCAACAGCCUUUGGCACAUCCUGGUCCGUGAUGCCCUGAAGACCCCAUCUUCCCUUCUUGAUGCCCUGGAAGCUUCCAGGAUUGACUGUGACCAUUUGGUUGUCACCAUUGCCUGCCCCACUUAGAUGUCCCUUAUCAAGUGUCUCCACAGAGCUCCUGCUGGGGGAGCCCUGAAGACUGUGCUGGUGGCUGCCCGGCCAACUGCUUCCUGUCCUUGGCAGAGCCUCUUGGUGUCCCCAUCUGGCAUGGCUGCUGGAAGGACCCAUGGGGGUGGCAGCAUGGGGUUGGAGGAGGUCUCCUGCCCCAGGUUGGCAUCUGAGAUGGCCUCUCAGGCCUCAGGAGUUCUAGCCUGUUGGAUGUCCCCACUGGUCUUGCUACUGAUGGCUCAGACCAUCAGUUGGUGGUGACAUCCUGGUCAGUCCUGGUGGGAUGGCUCAGACAUGUCAGUGGCUCAUCUUGGACCCCUGUGCCAGCCUUGUUGGGGCUGGCCACCCAGACACCUGUCCAUCCGUCCUCCCUCAAUCAGUGGGGCCAGUGGUGAGCAACCUUUGCCGUCUCACAUGGACUUUUCCAACCACCAAGGCUUUGUUUCCUCUUUGAUUUUAAGAAAUAAACCUGCGAGCUUCUGA
Messenger RNA from Cynocephalus volans (Philippine flying lemur), 3282 nucleotides. RefSeq names its product solute carrier family 27 member 1 (gene SLC27A1). Gene Ontology annotation, biological process: phosphatidylserine biosynthetic process; response to insulin; response to cold. Gene Ontology annotation, molecular function: long-chain fatty acid transmembrane transporter activity; fatty acid transmembrane transporter activity; long-chain fatty acid-CoA ligase activity. Gene Ontology annotation, cellular component: plasma membrane; mitochondrial inner membrane. The transcript is spliced from 13 exons. The record is from RefSeq and is a predicted model, not a curated record. Bases 129 to 2069 code for a protein of 646 amino acids. Lineage: Eukaryota; Metazoa; Chordata; Mammalia; Dermoptera; Cynocephalidae.